Molecule: messenger RNA, 2739 nt
Organism: Penicillium hordei
Lineage: Eukaryota; Fungi; Ascomycota; Eurotiomycetes; Eurotiales; Aspergillaceae
Product: class I alpha-mannosidase 1A
Exons: 3
Coding region: 1-2739 (912 amino acids)
Biological process (GO): N-glycan processing; carbohydrate metabolic process
Cellular component (GO): endoplasmic reticulum; Golgi membrane
Molecular function (GO): mannosyl-oligosaccharide 1,2-alpha-mannosidase activity; calcium ion binding
Source: RefSeq, a predicted model, not a curated record
AUGUUUCGAGCUCGUCGAUACCGAGUUCUGGUCAUAUUUGCGGCGGCUGUCGUCUUCACAUUCUUCCACUUUGCGAGGUCACGCGAUUGGAGCUAUACAGUCAUUGAAGAGUCUACUGGCGUUCAUACACCCAAUCCUGCCCAUCCGAAUCAACCCGCGAACCCCAAAUUCGAAGAUCCGGCCGCUGCUGCCGCCAUCGAGGAGAGUAAAAACCGUGUGCUUCCCGAUCCCUACCGCGGCUCCACCUCCCCACCACAGCCAGAGAAAAUACUCUCGCCCGUGGGUCCCAAUAGCGGCUCAAAGGAUAGCGGUCGUUUUAAAGAUGCUUCCGACGCUCCUCCGGUGAAAACGCCCAUUAAGGAUGACCCGAAGGACUCCGCAAAGGACUCCACGAAGGAACCGGCGAAGGUUGGCAGCACCGACAGCUUAUCACCACCCACAACGGAGAACGUCAAUAGUGCAAAUGGGGAGGAGAUAGACAAUGGAGGAGCUGGCAGAAAGGCAGCGGAGCGCCCUGAAUCUGGCAUCCCAACGGCCAAGUGGAAGAAAUUCCCGGAACGUUUCCCCGUCCCUGCAGAGGAGGUGAUCAAGCUGCCAAAGGAACAAUCGAAAACGAUCCCCAAGCUGCAAGCGAAGUUCAAGGAUGAGUCGAGCUCCGACAAGCAAGAACGUCUACAACGGCUUAGCACUAUCAAGGCCGAGUUCGCGCAUGCCUGGAAAGGUUAUAAGGAGGUCUCGAUGGGACAUGACGAAGUCAAGCCUCUGUCAAAGGAAUUUGAAGACCCAUUCAAUGGUUGGGGAGCGACAUUGGUUGAUUCCAUUGAUACACUCUGGAUUAUGCAAUUGAAAGAUGAAUUCUCGGAGGCUUUGGAUCUGAUCAAAAACAUUGAUUUCAAAACGUCACUGAGAGCAGAUAUUCCGAUGUUUGAGACAACAAUCCGCUAUCUUGGAGGUCUUUUGGGUGCCUAUGACAUUUCUGGUCAUCGAUAUCCGGUACUUUUGGAGAAAGCAGAGGAGCUUGCUGAGGUUCUCAUUGGUGCCUUUGACACACCUAACCGCAUGCCACACCUUUACUAUCGCUGGGCCCCGGAGUAUGUUGCGAAACCGCAUCGAGCGUCUUCCCGAGCUGGCCUGGCUGAAAUUGGCUCGCUUUCCUUGGAAUUUACCCGUUUGGCUCAAUUGACCAAGCGGGACAAAUACUAUGAUGCGAUUGCACGGAUUACCAACCAAUUGGAAAAAAUCCAAGAUUCAACAAGCAUCCCUGGACUGUGGCCUCUACGGGUCAAUGCGCAGGGAUGUUCCAAGUACUCCAAGGCUACUCCCCCGCGUGAUAACAGCCCUACGCGCGAGCAGCACGCUGCUAGUACGACCAAGAGCACUACUACGAUAACCCGCAGGCCUUACGCUGCACCGACAGACCUUGAGAGUUAUUUGAAGCUGAUCCCACGCGAUACAACCGCUGACAUCGAAGGACAUGCCAAACCUGCCAACGAUACGCGAGCUGCGAAUGAACCUAGCAUUCACGCCCGCGAACAAAACACACCAUCAGCAGAGCAAUGCAAUGGCGGCUUGAGACUUCCCAAUUCACCCCGCGAUAACGUGUACACUAUGGGAGGAAUGGCCGACUCGACAUAUGAAUACCUGCCCAAGGAAUACCUGCUACUGGGAGGCCUGAACGAGCAAUACCUGAAUAUGUAUAAAAAGGCAGCCACUGCGGCCCGCAACAAUCUUCUUUUCCAGCCCAUGGUGAAAGGUGGACGUGAUAUCCGCUUCAUGGCCUUGACUACUCCAAUAACACCUGGAAAAGUUGCAGAACUCACUCCCACUGAUCUUGAAUACGAAGGCGCUCACUUGACAUGUUUCAUCGGUGGCAUGUUCGCCAUAGGAGCCAAGGCCUUUGGCAUCGAUGGUGAUCUGGAACUCGCAGCCAAACUGACUGAGGGUUGUGUUUGGGCUUACGAGUCGACACAGACCGGAAUUAUGCCUGAACGCUUCCGCCUUUUGCCCUGUGAGAAAGGGUCGGCCUGCGAGUGGGAUCAAGCCCGCUUUGAGGCUGGCGUGGCGCGCUACUCGCGUGUAGACCCCGGUGCAGGACAUUCGUUCCGCAAUGGAGAGAGCAGCUACGAACAGCGCGUGAAUAUGAUUGCGCACGAUGCACCUCAAGGAGCCGCGAGCAAGUCUGUGCCCAUCCCCAUGCCGGGUUCAUUAAACCCCCACGAUAGCGACGUGUUGGUCAAGCGCGAUAGACUUGCAUUAGAAAAUAAGGCGGAGGCAUCGUCUGCUGCUUCAAUCCCGACCCCUACUCCCGGUGAAGCUGGACUGCAGAACCGAGAUGCACCUCGUUCAACUUCAUCGCCCGCUUCACCACAGAUCGCCGAAGUCGGCAAAGACCACCUCCCAGCAGGCAUGACCAGUAUCCCGUCGCCGAAAUACUACCUUCGGCCCGAGGCGAUUGAGUCAGUCUUUAUUAUGUACCGUCUGACUGGCGAUGAAUCCUGGCGACGCAAGGGGUGGCAGAUGUUCGAAGCCAUCUCGAAGUAUACUCGAACGGAGCUGGCUAACGCGGCCAUCCACGAUGUCACAGCCCAGAAGCCGAUCCAUAAGGAUACUAUGGAGUCUUUCUGGCUAUCUGAGACGUUGAAGUACUUCUACCUUUUGUUCAGCGACCCUACUGUCGUGGACUUGGAUAAAUAUGUUCUGAAUACCGAAGCGCAUCCAUUCUUGCGCCCGGUUGCAUAA